Molecule: messenger RNA, 1082 nt
Organism: Aricia agestis (brown argus)
Lineage: Eukaryota; Metazoa; Arthropoda; Insecta; Lepidoptera; Lycaenidae
Product: SAP30-binding protein
Exons: 2
Coding region: 162-1034 (290 amino acids)
Biological process (GO): regulation of DNA-templated transcription
Cellular component (GO): nucleus
Source: RefSeq, a predicted model, not a curated record
UUUGUUUUUUGGUUGUUUUGUAGCAUUGCGAAAAUUUGAUAUGUAAAUUAAAAUUAAAUACAGCAACUUUUUCGCAUAAAUAAGUAUCUUAAAAUAUAGAGCUGUUAAAUCUAUACUAGUAAAUAGCGGUUUUUUCUCAUACUAGUAGUUUACCUUCAACCAUGACGUCCCAAGCUUUGGCUUCGCUCACAGCUACGUACACGGACUCCGAAGGAGAGGAGGACAUGGAAGAUGGACAGCAAACACCCGACAAGGACGAAGGUAAUGAGAGGGGUCAGUCAGCACCGGUCAGUCCAAAGAACAUCGAGGAAAACAAGGAGGUCGGUUCGGCCCCGGGUUCGCCCAAGAGAACAGCACGACUGGUGUCGUACGUCGAUGACACAAUAGUUUCAGACGAGGAGCAGCUGUCGCCGACCGCCGAGAACCAGGACGACAUGCGGCGGCUCUCCAUGGAGACAGACACGGACGAGGCGGUGCCGAAAUCUGACCCCGACGACUCGCAGGACGGGGUCUCCAUACCCCCGGAGCCGGCGGGCAAGUGUCCCAAGGAACUUCAGGACACCAUAGCCAAAUUCUACAGUAGAAUGAUGACGGAGGGCCUCGACAUGAACAGAAUUAUCCAGGACAAGAAAAACUUCCGAAACCCCAGCAUAUAUGAGAAACUGAUACAAUUUUGUGACAUAAACGAGUUGGAUACAAACUACCCACCAGAGAUAUAUGACCCGCUGAGGUGGGGCAAGGAGUCAUAUUACGAUGAGCUAGCGAGGGUACAGAAAGUGGAAAUGGAUAGAAGAGAAAAAGAGAGGAAGGAAAAAUUUUCAAAAAUAGACUUUAUAUCGGGUGUGUCAAAGAAGGCUGACAGUGAUGAUGACAAAAAGAGGAAGUCAAAGUGGGACCAGGCCGCUCCGAAUGUGUCGAAACUCAACAUCAAACAGCCGGGCCUGGUGCAGCAGUCCCUCACAACCAAUGUCACUGGCACCAAGGGAACCGUCAUAUCUGCAUUUGGAGCCAUUGCUAAGAAACCUAAGUUAUGACCUUAAAAAUCUGCUGAAAUUGCCUUCAUAACAAAAUGUAUAAUUAAG